Peronospora matthiolae is the source of this 282-nucleotide messenger RNA. The record is from the annotation of a GenBank genome assembly. Lineage: Eukaryota; Oomycota; Peronosporomycetes; Peronosporales; Peronosporaceae.
AUGAGCUACUCGGGGGUAUACUACGGCGGAUUGGCGUUCCCCACGCCUUGCUGUCACUUUGGUGAUCACAAUCCUCGUCACGGGGUCGCGCAAGCGGCCGAUAAGAGCCACCAUCGCAGAUGGAUGAUCUCAUCGGGGGGAUACUACGACGAGUUGGCGUUCCCCACGCCUGAUGGUUACUUCGGUGGCUACACUCUACGUCGAUGGGCCGCGCAAGCGGCACACGAGGCCGACCAUCGUGGAUGGACCGCCUUUAAAGGGAUUUUAAAGCCAGGUGGUUAG